AUCCCGUCUGACGUUGGACAACAAAGAUGGCGGCAGGAACCAGCAAUUACUGGGAAGAUCUCAGGAAACAGGCUCGACAGUUGGAAAAUGAACUUGACCUGAAACUAGUUUCCUUCAGUAAACUAUGUACGAGUUACAGUCACAACAGCACACGAGAUGGAAGACGCGACAGGUAUAGUUCUGACACAACACCCCUUUUAAAUGGAUCAAGCCAAGACAGAAUGUUUGAGACAAUGGCAAUUGAGAUUGAACAACUUUUGGCAAGGCUUACAGGGGUAAAUGAUAAAAUGGCAGAAUAUACCAACAGUGCAGGUGUCCCCUCCUUGAAUGCAGCACUCAUGCAUACGUUACAGCGACAUAGAGACAUAUUACAGGAUUAUACACAUGAAUUUCAUAAAACCAAAGCAAACUUUAUGGCAAUACGGGAAAGGGAGAAUCUCAUGGGAUCAGUACGAAAAGAUAUUGAGUCAUAUAAAAGUGGAUCUGGAGUAAACAACAGAAGAACUGAACUAUUUCUGAAAGAACAUGACCACCUUAGGAACUCAGAUCGUCUGAUAGAAGAAACAAUAAGCAUUGCUAUGGCAACGAAAGAAAAUAUGACUUCACAGAGAGGAAUGUUAAAGUCAAUUCACAGCAAAAUGAACACUUUGGCCAAUCGUUUUCCUGCUGUGAACAGCCUGAUCCAGAGGAUUAAUCUUAGGAAGCGGCGAGACUCCCUCAUCCUAGGUGGUGUGAUUGGUGUCUGCACCAUCCUAUUGCUGCUGUAUGCUUUCCAUUGAUGGACAUCUCCAUGGACUCUUGACAACCACCACUUUCACGCCCUGAUCUGGAAUAAGGAAAAGUAGGAAGAAGUUGACCAUCCUGACAAUUAAUCUGACCACCAGAUGAAUUCAAACUAAUAGUAUGGCUCUGUGACAUGGUCAGGUCGUACUAAAGCCACAGAUUUUUCUGUGCUAUCUUUUCUAACACACAUUUCCCCAUUUUUUAGUUUAAAAAAAAAAAAAGAAGGGGAGAUUUAGUUGCUUUUGUCUCCCUACGAGGUAAGUAAACCAAUCAAAAACAGAACUUCCAUGCUUCAAGUGACAGUGCUGAAUCCUGAGGACAAGCCAGAUCUUACGGCUGGAUUCUUCAAAAUGCCAGGUUUCUCUGCGUCCAAAGACUGCUUUUCUUUCAGCCACCUGAUUAGGUUGUGAAUAAAAAUAAUUCUUGUUCUUCUAUCUAACACUCAAGAUGAGAAAUCACAAGUCUUUCCUUGAUAAUCUGGGCUAUAGAUUCCUAUCUCUGUCCCCAGUUUUUUUUUUAUAUAUAUUCAAGGAAAACUCCAUUUUUUCACAGACUCUUUUGAGAUGCUGAUAAGCCAACAACAGCAUGUUUGAGGUUGUCUGAAAUGGAGAACACAGCAAAAAAGCUUUUGUGUUUUCUUUUUUAAAAUUCUGAGUACACUGACUAUAUUGCUGGAAAAACAUUGAGAAUGACAGACCUUUUUUUUUUUUUUUAAGUAAAUUGCUUUACUUUUUUGGGUUUUUUUCUUCCACUACAAGAUAAUGAAAUCUACAACUACUACUAUAAAAUAAUGAAACCUUAAUUCUACCAUGAUGAAAGAGAGAAACUAAUAGCCAAUGUCUGUAACACCCCCAAUUUUUCCCUAUUAUGUCAGCAUUAACACUGGUAACUGGAGGCAGGGGCACUGCUCAAUUUUCAGUGAGAUUUAUUCGACAAACAAAAUACAAAAAGACAUUCAGAAGUCACUAUCCAGAUAAUCCUUUUGUAAAUGCUCCACAACUUAGGAGCAAAAGUUUAACAACUACUGCCUGAUGUGUCAGGAAUUCUGUGUUCUGUGAAAAUCUAUUCAUUCCAAAUCUCUUAAGCUUUUCCAGACAUCCAGAGAAUGAUUUCACUGUCAAAGGUGCCUGUGACAGAAUCUGUCUAACUGCACCUAUCUUCUAUUACCAUCCCUGGACAGUGACAGAAAUGUAAACUACUCACCAGAAUUCUUUCCCAGAUUAACCAUUUCUCAGUUUCUGUAAAUUCAUUACGUAUCUUACUGAACUACCAGGUAGUUUAAAGACUUCUAACAUCUACACUCCUUACCGAGAGAAGGCUGCUGCUCUUCCCCAUUGAAAUUUACCAUGAUGUUUAUAUCAUCUUCAGACUGUGCCACAGGGAAGGAGGACAUUAGCUUGUCAUUCUUCGCUAUGGUGUGUAUAUGCUGCUGUUCAGGUGGACUUGAUGAACUGCCUCAUGGGUAGACUUAACAUCGGACUGGCUGAGAGAUUUAUCAUUCUGGUGUCAAAGUUUUAUUACAUUCUGGGUAUGAAGGGCAUUUGAUAUAUUUUUCUUAACUAUGGGGUUUAUUUUUAUAAAUAUGGGUUGACUGAUCAGUUCAUUGACUGGGGAUGCCCUCAAAAGAAAGUUAAGUUUUCCCAUUGUGAACCUAAAGGAUCGGGGAAGUAAGUUCAUUUGUUAAACUCUCUUUUGGGAAAACAAAACUUCUCUCCCCUGAAACUAUUAUCUUUGAUUUUUCAAAGGGCCUUGAUUGGUGGUUGUGCCUCAGUUAGAAUUUGUGGGACCUUGGUUGCUAUAUAGUUGGCAUUUAUAAAAUCUGAAGUAUCAUAAAUAAAGUUAUUUAUUUAAUUAUGCUA
This is a messenger RNA of Marmota flaviventris (yellow-bellied marmot), 2642 nucleotides long. RefSeq names its product golgi SNAP receptor complex member 1 (gene Gosr1). Gene Ontology annotation, molecular function: SNAP receptor activity. The record is from RefSeq and is a predicted model, not a curated record. Gene Ontology annotation, biological process: endoplasmic reticulum to Golgi vesicle-mediated transport; inter-Golgi cisterna vesicle-mediated transport; vesicle fusion. NCBI's taxonomy places the organism in Eukaryota, Metazoa, Chordata, Mammalia, Rodentia, Sciuridae. Gene Ontology annotation, cellular component: Golgi medial cisterna; SNARE complex; cis-Golgi network.